AUUGAGAUUCCGCGCUGCACGUCUGGCCACCGAUGCAAAGCAUGAAUGAAAAUGCAUGCAGAGCAAAAGCAUCUAGUUCAUGAGUUCUACCGCCCGACUGCCCGUGACAGGUAUCCCGGCCACCUCACUGUGGAUCCUUGUCCGUUUGAUGGAGGCGGAGGACACACCACCAGUGCGCCUCAUGCAUUGGCCAGCAGCGAGGUCCUCAAACCCCGCCUUGUAUCGGUUCUACGGCCUUGUUCGGUGUGAGGGGGAGCACGUUCCAAAGGAAUGGGGUGCAGGGAUGCAAGCGUCUGAACUACGCAGGACUUGGGAGGCGCAGAUCCACAUCGACCGUGGUUCCCACAUCAUCGCUGCAUCCGACGCAAGCUCAUCCGCUCGCCGAACGGCAUUUUGUAUAUCUUUUCCAUAAAAAGGGGGAAUCUUGUGGCUUUCUUUGCCUCGGCUGAAUGUUCUGGGUUUUUGAUUUCAGCUCCAUGUUUGUGUUUUGAGGUUUACGGAGUUGGUGGGUGUUAUGCAUUCGGUGGUUUGGCUUCUAUUCUUCACAUGAUGGG
Molecule: messenger RNA, 554 nt
Organism: Fimicolochytrium jonesii
Lineage: Eukaryota; Fungi; Chytridiomycota; Chytridiomycetes; Spizellomycetales; Powellomycetaceae
Exons: 1
Coding region: 80-412 (110 amino acids)
Source: RefSeq, a predicted model, not a curated record